Punctularia strigosozonata HHB-11173 SS5 is the source of this 1563-nucleotide messenger RNA. RefSeq lists its product as uncharacterized. The record is from RefSeq and is a predicted model, not a curated record. Gene Ontology annotation, molecular function: manganese ion binding; metalloaminopeptidase activity. The transcript has 12 exons. Gene Ontology annotation, cellular component: mitochondrion. NCBI's taxonomy places the organism in Eukaryota, Fungi, Basidiomycota, Agaricomycetes, Corticiales, Punctulariaceae. The coding region runs from base 1 to 1563 and encodes 520 amino acids.
AUGUCUGCGCUUGCGACGACUUCGCGUUCCGCUGCUUCGCGUCUCGGCAUUUCUACGAAUAAAAGCCGGCUGUUCCGAGGAGUCAAGGCAUGCUCGACUUGCAAGAGAAUUAGAGGAUAUGCCACGGAGGCAGCAGAGUCUCAUGAGGUGCUUAAGCCCUCGGAGUAUGGACAGCCUGUGUGGCAGUCCCAUCCUCAUCUAAUUAGGCCGAAGGAAACGACACCAGGCGUUCCUGCAGAAGAGUAUGAGAGGCGUAGACGCGAGUUGAUGGAAAGACUACCUGACAAUAGCGUCGUGGUCUCGGUUUCGGCGCCGGUGAAAUAUAUGAGUGGCCGUAACUACAAGUAUCGUCAAGCGUCGGACUUCUGGUAUUUGACCGGCUUUGAGGAGCCGGACUCAGCGGUGAUCCUCGAGAAAACCUCCAGCUCUCGUGGAUAUCGCAUGACUAUGUUCUCGCACGGAAGAGACAUGGCGAAAGAGAAGUGGGAUGGACCAAGCACCUCUCAGGAUGCGCUACGAAGCCACUUCGCCGCAGACGACGCACGGCCGAUAUCUGUGUUCGCCUCCCAUCUCAAGGGUUUACUACCUCUCUUCGACGAGGUGUACAUCGAUCUGCCUUCAAACAGGAAAUUUUCAGGGGCAAACAAUACCAAAAGCCUGCUUAAAUUCCUAACACCGAGGUCCGAAGUGGACCCUUUGUCGGAGAUUCCAGUGCUCUCGUCCUCCCGUCGCAAACCUCUUGCCCCUGAGGUAGCGCGGUUGCGUGCGAUCAAGAGCGAGUCGGAGGUGAGAAUUAUGCGUAAAGCUGGCGCAAUAAGUGGCCAGGCGCACGCGAAGACGAUGCGUUUCUGCCGACCUGGUAUCUCGGAGCAUGCUCUCGCAGCUCACUUCGAAUACAUUUGCGCUUUGCAGGGAUCGCAAAGGCCGGCAUACGUGCCAGUCGUCGCGUCCGGCGCUAACUCGCUCGUGAUCCACUAUACGACGAAUAACCAUCUUGUUCGCGAAGACGAGAUGGUGCUGAUCGACGCUGGAUGCGAAUACAACGGCUACGCGUCAGACAUCACGAGGACGUUUCCUGCUUCGGGCGUUUUCUCGCAGCCUCAGCGCGACCUCUAUAGCGCGGUGCUGGCGGCACAGAAAGAACUCAUUCCGUUAUGUACAGAGGAAUCUGAUCUCAGCCUGAACGAUCUGCAUCGUAAAUCCGUCGAAUCCCUGCGGAGGGAGCUCCUUCAGAUCGGAUUUGACAUAUCGAUGAUGUCCGGCGACAUGAACUUGCUCUAUCCUCACUUCCUCAGCCAUCCUAUCGGCAUAGACCUACAUGAAUCGACUAAUUUCGAGCGGGCAGGAAGAUUGAAGGCGGGCAUGGUGGUAACAAUCGAGCCCGGGUUAUAUGUCCCGCCAGCCGUGCAAUUCCCCAAGUACUUCCAUGGCUUGGGCGUUCGCAUCGAGGACGAAGUGCUCGUGGGUAAAGAGCAUGCCACUGUUCUCAGCGCGGAAGCACCCAAGGAGAUCAGCGAUGUAGAAGGAGCGUGCCAAGGUUUACUCGGAUUCCAGCCAUAUUGA